AUGGCUACAAGACUGCAGCAUCUGCAAUUGCUGAUCAUCGAUGAGAUAUUGAUGAUUGGAGAGCCCAUGUUGCGUAUGGUGAACACGUGGCUGUGCCAUUUGUUUGGCGAUGCAGAAUUUGGAGGGAAAAGCGUCAUUGCUGUCGGCGACUUUCACCAACUGCGUCCAGUGAUGGCAGCGCCGGUAUAUGGAAACAGAUCCUGUGAUCCGUACACUGAAGCGUUCGGCAAACCGUUGUGGCUUUUGUUCCAAGUUUACAAACUUACAACUGUGAUGCGGCAGGACGAGCAGGACUUCAAAAAAGCGCUGACGAAUUUGGCGCAUGGGCAGCUUACACCAGCAGAUGAAGCACUUUUCCAGUCUUGCACAUUUUCGGAACUUCCUUCCGAUGCUGUGAAACAUCGGCCCAUUUUUCUAUUUUCAAGCAAUGCUGAAGUAGAUAAAUGGAAUGAAAAGGUA
Molecule: messenger RNA, 459 nt
Organism: Gongylonema pulchrum
Lineage: Eukaryota; Metazoa; Nematoda; Chromadorea; Rhabditida; Gongylonematidae
Source: the annotation of a GenBank genome assembly